AUGAAGAGUAACAUAAGAGGAGAGUGAUCUUACACAAUAAAUCCAGCAAAGGCAUACUUAACUGUACCCUGUAAUCCCAGUAAGAGUCCAGGGAUCAAGGGUACAGCUUGUUGGCCUAUUGCGAUCAUUCUCGCAUACAUGUUGAUUAAACCAGGAAUCCUACACGACGGAGGGAAUUCACUGACUCAGACUGGAAGCGAGAGGUGAGGAAAAAAAGUGGACAUGGAAAGAGGGAGGGAGUGACAAGGGAAUGAAGGGUUAAGGUGAAUGACAGAUUGGAAACAGGGUGGCACUAUGAGUGAGAGAGGUUUGAAAUACCUCGCCACCCAUUCGGGCCCACUCCCCAGAAGCUCAGCAGCCGAACCGCAGACAGAUUUGGCCGCAGUAGGAAAAGAGAAGGGGGUGUUAGUGUCAGUGCGUGUCCCCGGAGAGAGGCGGUCAUUGUCUACUUUGCCAGUACACGGAUCAGCCGCAGGUCCAGUUGAAUCAUCCGGCACAGGACAAACACGUACAGUACAGCACAGCUCCUGCAUCCGAGUGCAAGUAGGUGCAGCGAGAGCAGGAUUCAGGAGACGAUCAACUUGAACAGCUCAGACAAACAUGACAGACGUGGCGGCAAAUGAGUUGGACGAGCGCUGCUUCCUGUCGGCGCAGGCCAUGUCCAGCCUCAAGGUGUCCGACCACUUCCAGGUGCUGAAGUUCUUGGGCGAAGGCUCGUACGGCAAAGUAAUGCUGGCCGUGCACAGGAAGAGAGGAACCCCGAUGGCCUUGAAGUUCUUCCCUCGUCAGUCAACGACACUCACCUCUUUCCUGAGGGAGUACAACCUCUCGCUUUCCUAUUGCACGCAUCCUUCACUGACACGCGCGCUGGGAAUCUUUUUCUCCACGUCGUCGCACUAUGUCUUCGCCCAACAGGCCGGUCUCUACGGCGACCUGUACAGCGUGAUUGUGUCAGAGGUUGGCCUGGACGAGGAACACGUCCAGAGAGUGAUGUCCCAACUGAGCGGCGCCGUGUCCCACCUGCACUCGUUGGGUUUCGUCCACCGCGACAUAAAACCCGAGAACAUCUUCCUCUGCGACAGCUCGUGCCGUUGGGUCAAACUGGGGGAUUUUGGCCUGACCCGGGCCGUCGGCUACACCGUCGGCGCCGUCUGGUACGAGUCGCCCUUUUGCACCCCUGAAGUGGAGCCCGCCAAGGAGGCAGAGAAGGCCAAAGACUGCAGUGACCUGGGAGAGAAGGAGACCAUUUGGAUCACAGUGGAGCCCAGCAUAGACAGUUGGGCCUUAGGCAUCCUCACCUACUGCCUGCUGACCGGCUGCUUUCCCUGGGAGGAGAGCACCACCGAUGACCCCGGCUACACCAAAUACAAAUCCUGGUUCGAGCGCGGGGACGCCAAGGAGGAAGCGGACAUCUCCACGGUCGAAAAAGAGAACCGGCGGAAUAACCCGCCGCCGUCACAGUUCCGAGGCCUCAGCUCGCACGUUAUGGCGCUCCUCCGACUGCUGCUCCAUCCUGACCCCGAACAGCGGGGGAGCCCUGAGGAGAUUCUGAGCUACCUGGGGGGACCCUGGUUGAUGGAGACGGAGAAGGAAGAGAGGAGGAGGGAUGAAGAGGCCCAGCGGGAGGCCAGGAAACUCGGGGAGGUGGGAGGAGGAGUGGGAGAGGAGCUUGUGAGGGAAGGAAGAGGCGAGAGAUAAGAUAUAGCAUAUUUUUUAAUUAAAAAAGAUAAAAAUAAAAAAUCUAACCAAAUACACUAUUCAGCAUGUGCCGAUAACAGUUUUGAAGGUAUACUGCAGUUUGAAAAAGUCAAGGUAUCAUUUACCACAGGAACUCACCAUACCAAUAAUAAGCUAUUUUUGGACUCCACGGUCUGCAUGCUGCAAUAUGACAAUGCCUUUGAAGUAAAUGAGCAGAGCCGCAGAUGUAAAAUUUCAAACUUGAAUUAUUAAUAGUUAAUAUUAUUAAUAUUUUUUCUCUGUCGAGUAGAAAUCACCAACUUGGUUUCGGCAGGCAUCAAGUAGGCCCCAAGUCAGCUCACAAUUAUGCAAAAUUGUGAUUUAAGAAUUAUAACAUUGAUUAAUUUUAUAUUUGUAUGGAAAACAUUUUUUACUGUAUAUUUUGCAUAUAUUGUCUAAAAAUAAGCAUUUUUAAUUGGAAUAAAGUUUUUUUUUAACCAUAAUUUUGUAAUAUAAUACAUUUUCGAGCUUUCAUUGUGAUACCAACCAUAAUUUUUUAAUAUAAUACAUUUUCGAGCUUUCAUUGUGAUAUCAUGAUAACGCCAUUUUUUUUUGCUCAGUGUUGUCAUACCGUGAGAAGCUCAUAUCGGCUCAUGUUUAUAUAUUUUUCACAAAAACUUUCAGUAUGACCUUCCUACUCUUUAACAAGGGGGUAAAGAUGAUUUAACUAAUUGGCUACCAUUGAUGGCAAUAGACAACUAUUUGAAUCGUACGCUGUUAGCCCCUCACAGAUCAGUUGAAUUGGACGUCUAUCAUCGUCAAUGGCAGCCAAUGACUUAAAGCAACACUGUAACUUUUCAACAAUUAUGAAAUAUUUUCAUUUAUGGUGAUAUGUGACCUGACAACUAGUUGAAUGACACCUCUUUUAUAUCUUGAAGGGGUCUUUAUCGCUUUCACCGGCACUAAUUGACUUUGAGGAGGGUGGCACACAAAAAAAAAACAGCUACAAAUGUGCUGACUGCUUUACGGCAUACGUCACGCCCCCUUUCUCCAUUCAUUAUAAAGACGGAAGUCGAUGCGAACGCUUUCGCGCGAAUUCGGCAAAGAUGGCAGAGCAACAAAAGAGACAAAAAGUUUUGUCUGAGGAGGGGAAAAAAGGGGAGGCUACCAGGAUAUUCAGAAUAAACAUUGGGCCAGCUUUCACGCUGGUGUGACUUGUAUCUCAAGGCACCAUUAUAUUGUAGAGUCCACAAUAUAAGGAAAUACGCAUGACUGGGCAAAAUAUCUAAUGAGAUUCAAUACAAGAAAUGUACCAACACAAAGAUAAUAAUGCUGAUAUGUUUAUUCAGUUUGAUAUAUUAUUUGCAAAUUUUAAAUAUUGAAUUGUAUUUAAUUUCAUUGGAUUGAGCAGAUGUAUAAAUAUUUUGAAAAUGCAAAUAUAUUCUGUAUUUUUCUUUUGUUUUUUUUUAUUAUAUCUGUAGAUAUUGUUAAAAAAUUCUGCUGUUGUAUAGAUUCCUGUGUGUAAA
Molecule: messenger RNA, 3203 nt
Organism: Corythoichthys intestinalis (scribbled pipefish)
Lineage: Eukaryota; Metazoa; Chordata; Actinopteri; Syngnathiformes; Syngnathidae
Gene: sbk3
Product: SH3 domain binding kinase family, member 3
Exons: 4
Coding region: 601-1698 (365 amino acids)
Biological process (GO): peptidyl-serine phosphorylation; peptidyl-threonine phosphorylation
Molecular function (GO): ATP binding; protein serine/threonine kinase activity
Source: RefSeq, a predicted model, not a curated record